UUGGUGGCCGCCGGUCGGUGUUGUUGGCAUAGACGUAGUUGGCGCACGUUGGAUUCGUUGGAGCUGCGCUGCUGAAUGAAGGGCGCAUUUUCCAAUCGACAUACAUCGUGAACGGUUUUGUAAUUGUGACGGAGAACCGACAAAAAACUUACAAGAUGAAUAAGAUUAUCCUCGUGUGCACGUUGAUGGGUGUAAUUUCUGUGGCUUUCGCCGAGACCUGUCAGAAACCGGAGAUCGUCGCGUCGUCAUAUGUGACAGAAGACGCGACGGUCCUCACGAACGUCGCCUUCACCAUGCAAUUCGUGUUGAAGUGCAACAACGGCGUGAAGGGAAUCAGUUUGUACGCCGAAGUCGAGGGCAAGACGUUGCCGGCGGUCAGAUUGAGCGCCGAUAAUAAAUAUCAGAUAUCCUGGACGGAAGAUAUUAAGAAAGCAAGGACUGGCGAUUACUACAUAAAACUGUACGAUGAGGAGAAGUAUGUCGCCGUUCGUAAAGCAAUAAGGAAUGGAGAGGAUCCCGAUAGCGUGAAUCCCUUGGCCGUGGUUGUUCUUAAUAAUCCAGGAGUUUUCCUUGGCCCUUGGGUAAAUUCUGAAUUCUUAGCCGCUUUCCUAGCUAUUCUUGUGUCCUAUUCAGCAUUUUCGGCAAAGUACAAACUUCUAGCAUAGAAAAUUUUUUUUGUUACUAAAAAAUAAACAUUAAAAUUCGAA
Molecule: messenger RNA, 707 nt
Organism: Wasmannia auropunctata (little fire ant)
Lineage: Eukaryota; Metazoa; Arthropoda; Insecta; Hymenoptera; Formicidae
Gene: Tapdelta
Product: translocon-associated protein subunit delta
Exons: 2
Coding region: 156-665 (169 amino acids)
Cellular component (GO): membrane; endomembrane system; endoplasmic reticulum
Source: RefSeq, a predicted model, not a curated record